AUGGGUCUUAUCAAGACGCUCAUCGUGUCUAGCGCUGCUGUCGCAGUAGCCAAGGAGUUUAGUAAGAAGCGACAAGACAAGAAACACUCAAGGGGGCAAUACGGACAAGACCAGCUCAGCUACGGCCCGCCUCCUCCGCAAGAGCACCAAGGCCACGGUCAGCCCAACCACCAGCAGUGCGCGCCCCAGGGCCCUCCGCUAAACUACUACAGCCAGUCGAACGCAAACCAGGCUCUGCGACCAGAGAAGUGGUCAAAAUUUUGA
Metarhizium acridum CQMa 102 is the source of this 264-nucleotide messenger RNA. NCBI's taxonomy places the organism in Eukaryota, Fungi, Ascomycota, Sordariomycetes, Hypocreales, Clavicipitaceae. The record is from RefSeq and is a predicted model, not a curated record.